AUGCACUCACAUGCCCUCCAUUCUUUUGGCCACUACAUCAAGGAGCGCACCCGCGACGCGCAGUUUGUCAUCAUCAGCCUCCGCAACAACAUGUUCGAGCUGGCCGACAGGCUCGUGGGCAUAUACAAGACGGACAACGCGACCAAGACGGUCACCAUCAACCCAGGGGAGUUUGUCGUGGGCGGCGCCGGCGGCGAGCGGCGGGACGCGCGGGGGCGGGGCGACCAGGAGGAGGGCGCGGCGGCCGGCGGCGGCGCUGCUGGCGCGGGGCGAGCGGUUGCGAUGGAGGCGUAG
Monoraphidium neglectum is the source of this 294-nucleotide messenger RNA. Its product is annotated as Structural maintenance of chromosomes protein 4. The transcript has 3 exons. The record is from RefSeq and is a predicted model, not a curated record. The coding region runs from base 1 to 294 and encodes 97 amino acids. Lineage: Eukaryota; Viridiplantae; Chlorophyta; Chlorophyceae; Sphaeropleales; Selenastraceae. Gene Ontology annotation, biological process: mitotic chromosome condensation.